CGAAUGGGCGUGGCGGGAAGAGAACUCAGAGGAGACUUUGUGUUUGGUCGAUGCAUGUGCAGCCUGGAUAAGUGUCCGUGUGACUUCCUGUGAGCUGGUAUAGUAUUGUGUUAGCGGGCAGCGCCAAGGCAUUAUCUAUAUAGCCGGGUAACAAGUACGCGCUGCCAUGGCAGAAGAGGAGGACGACUAUAUGUCUGAUGCUUUUAUCAACUCUCUACAGGAUGUGAGGCCAGGCAUGCCUAUGCCAAGGAGGGUGAAAGACGACUAUGAGAAAGAGGAAAAACACAAGGAAGCGAAUAUAAAAAACAGGCAACGAAAAAUAAAAGAGGUGGAAAAAGAACAAAGAGAUACAAAGCUUAAUGAGGCUCUGGGAAAUGAAAACAAGGGGUUUGCCUUACUUCAAAAAAUGGGCUAUAAAAAGGGCCAAGCACUUGGAAAAAAAGGUGAUGGCAUUGUUGAACCAAUCCCUCUGAACAUCAAAACAGGCCGCAGUGGCAUUGGCCAUGAAGAAAUGAAAAAAAGGAAAGCAGAGGAGAACCUUGAAAAUUAUAGGAGGAAAAUACAGAUGAGGAAACAUGCUGAAGAACAGGCAACUGAUGAUUUCAGAAUGAGGAUGAAGAAUAAAAAAGAAGAAAUCAGACUGCGAGCUGAUCUUAGCAAGAGCCAGAGAGCAUGCGUGUUGUUAGAUGGACAGAAGAGUAUAAGCACACCCAGAGAAGCUUGGUAUUGGCCCAAACUGAAUGAGCAGGAAGAAGAAGAAGAAGAUGAUGAAACGGAAGAGGAUGAGGAUUUGGUAAAAGAAGAGCUAAGCACAUUAGAAAAACUUCAAAUCUUGACAAGCUAUUUGAGAGGAAAACAUCUAUUUUGCAUCUGGUGUGGGACAACGUAUCAAGAUGAAGACGACAUGGAAUCAAACUGCCCAGGGGAUACCGCAGACGAUCACGACUGAUUAUGAGGCAACAAUAAGAGAGAUUUGGCAAAUGUAUAAUCCAGGACUGUUGAGGAAAAAGCUUAAUGACCAUAAACAUUGCUCACUUAUGAAAUAGAUAAAGGUGUCCCAUAGGCCACUGUUACUAUUUUUAUAGGAAAUUGUUUUUUUUCCGGCUACACCGACAACAGAUGCUAGGUUUGUUAUGUAUUAGAAAGAAAAAGUUCAUACAUAGCAAGACGUGGAUACUGCUGUACAAUGAAUCUGUUGCACCAGUGUAACUUAAAUUACUUAAAGAGCCACAACAAGCUAUAUGGUGCAUGAUGCUUUCAGAGACUCUCAGUGAUGUUUACAUACAUUAUAUUCAAAUGUGUAUAUAUAUAUUUGCAUACAUACAUACAUACAUACACAGCAGGGAAAAUAAUUAUUGAACACGCCAACGGUUUACUCAGUAAAUAUAUUUCUUCUUGUGCUAUUGACAUGAAAUUUACACCAGACAUCGGUAACAACCUAAGUUAUCCACACAUACAAAGAAAUCAAAACAAAAAAAUCCAUAGAUUAAGUUGUGGAAUGACACAAAGGAUAAGUAUUCAACAUGCUUACUGAAAUGUAUUUAAUAGUUAGUAUAAAAGUCUUUGUUGGUAAUGACCGCUUUAAGUUGCCUCCUGUAUGGCAAAACUAGUCGCAUGCAUUGCUCAGGUGUGAUUUUGGCCUAUUCUUCCACACAAACUGUCUUCAAAUCUUGAAAGCUCCAGAGGCCUCUUCUAUGAACUAUGUCUACCCUUGUUUCAUCUUCAACAUUCUGGUAGAUGACUGCAGAUUCUUUUCAAGAAUGUCCCUGGUACAUUUGUCCAUUCAUCCUUCAUUCAAUUAUAAGUCUGCCAGUACCAUAUGCAGAAAAACAGCCCCACACAAUGAUGUUCCCACCUCCAAACUUCACUGUUGUUUUUGGGGUGAUGUGCAGUGUCAUUUCUCCUCUAAACAUGGUGUGCAGAGACAUCCAAAGAGUUCAAUUUUGGUCUCAUCUGACCAGACUAUAUUCUCCCAGAAUUUUUGGCUUGUCCAUACGUUGUGUUUCUUCAGCAGUGGAGUCUUGUGCGGUGACCGUGCAUAGAGUGCAUUACUUAUUGUUUUCUGUACUGAACUGCUACCUGCUAAUUCAAGGUAUUUCUGAAGCUCUCUGCAAGUGACCAUUGGCUCUUAGACAACUCUUCUGAUUAUUCUUUUGACUCCUUAGUAAGAAAUCUUGUGAGGAGCACCUGGUCAUGGCCAAUUUAGGGUGAAAUGAUGUUCCUUCCACUUCCAGAUUAUGGCCCCAACGGUGCGCACUUGAACAUUCAGAAGCUUAGAAAUACUUAUGUAACCAAUGCCAUCAGUAUUUUUGUAACAAUAAGGUUGCAAAUAUCUUGAGAGAGCUCUUUGCGUUUACCCAUCAUGAGAUGCUUCUCGUGUGAUACCUUGGUAAUGAGAGAACUUUUUACUAGGCCAUCAAUUAGGACUAAACCAGCUGAUAUUAAUUUGCACUGAUAGGGGCAGGAUUGAUAAAUACUGACAGAUUUCAGCAGGUUUCUUGGCUUUCCAUGCAUUUUCUUCAUGUAUUCAAUACUUAUUCCCUGUGUAAUUCCACUUUAUUACACACAACUUAAUUUAUUGAUUUAUUUGUUUGGAUUUCUUUGUAUGUGUGGAUUAUUUGGAUUGUUACCGACAUCUGGUGUAAAUUGCAGAUCAAUAGCCCCAUUAGAAAUAGAUUUACUGAGAAAAACAUUGACGUGUUCAAUAGUUAUUUUCACUGCUGUAUAUAGUCACUGUAGAUACCGGCUCUCACCAUAUCAUGAACACUUUCCGGGUGCUUUCUCAAACCAAAUCAAACAGUAUCAAAAACUGGAAGCACCCACUGGCAUAGAAAGAUUAAUGAAUUUAUUGAAACUUCACAUAGUCCCCAUAUCAAAGCGUUUCGGUUCACCUUCAACUGUUUGGACCAUUUGAAGUUUCAAUAAUGCAUUAAUCUUUCUGUGCGUGUGUAUUUUUUAAUUAAAAUCUAAAGUGUGUAAGCCUUGUAGUAGUUUAGUACUUUUUCGUUCAUUGGUUCUUUGCUACCACCAAAUGUUUGUGUCAGCUACUGUAAAAAUUAUGUGUAUUUGGGUCUUGUUAUUCUGAUUUAUAUAUAUUAUACAAGAGUGCUACUUUUUGUUUCUUUUAAAUUAAAAGUGCUUAUGUA
Messenger RNA from Xenopus laevis (African clawed frog), 3146 nucleotides. It is a transcript of the gene gpatch11.L, whose product is annotated as G-patch domain containing 11 L homeolog. Gene Ontology annotation, cellular component: kinetochore. Gene Ontology annotation, molecular function: nucleic acid binding. The transcript has 8 exons. The record is from RefSeq and is a predicted model, not a curated record. Bases 167 to 949 code for a protein of 260 amino acids. Lineage: Eukaryota; Metazoa; Chordata; Amphibia; Anura; Pipidae.